CAUCUGCAUUUUUCCUUACUCGGUGCAUUGCUGUAGCUCUGGGAAUCCGUUUCAUUGUAAUGGUAACGAUAUGGAGUGCCAUCAUCAUAAAUUCUUUAUUCAACCAAGCAGUGCCAAUUUCCUUGAAUGAAAGUUACUGUGGCCCAUGUCCUAAAAACUGGCUAUGUUACGGAAACAACUGCUACAAAUUUUUUAAUGAGAGCAAGAACUGGUUUCAGAGCCAAGCUUCCUGCAUGUCUCAAAAUUCUAGUCUCCUGAAGAUAUACAGCCAAGAGGACCAGGAUAUCUUUAAAUUGCUAAAGUCCUACCAUUGGAUGGGACUGAAAAAGAAUUCCAAAAACGAAACCUGGCAGUGGGAAGAUGGCUCCAUUCUGGCUCCCGAUCAAAUAACAAUGGUUGACAUGGCAAAUGGAACCUGUGCAGUUUACGGUUCAAGUUUUAAAGGUUACACAGAAAACUGUUUAACUCCAAACAUAUACAUCUGCAUGCAGAGGAUUGUGUGAAGAGUUUAUUUAUAAAAUAAAAGGAUUUCAAAAUAAAAAUGCCAUUCUCUGACUUUCUUCAUGAAGAAAACUUUCAGAAGAAAA
Molecule: messenger RNA, 587 nt
Organism: Myotis lucifugus (little brown bat)
Lineage: Eukaryota; Metazoa; Chordata; Mammalia; Chiroptera; Vespertilionidae
Product: NKG2-D type II integral membrane protein-like
Exons: 5
Biological process (GO): positive regulation of natural killer cell mediated cytotoxicity
Cellular component (GO): external side of plasma membrane
Molecular function (GO): signaling receptor activity
Source: RefSeq, a predicted model, not a curated record